Messenger RNA from Ichthyophthirius multifiliis, 310 nucleotides. RefSeq lists its product as hypothetical. Gene Ontology annotation, biological process: translation. Gene Ontology annotation, molecular function: zinc ion binding; structural constituent of ribosome. Lineage: Eukaryota; Ciliophora; Oligohymenophorea; Hymenostomatida. Gene Ontology annotation, cellular component: ribosome; cytosolic small ribosomal subunit. The record is from RefSeq and is a predicted model, not a curated record. The transcript has 2 exons.
AUGCCUAACAAAUUAUGGAGAGUCCACCCUAGAAAUUAUGGUAAAGAUUCUAGAGAAUGUAGAGUUUGCCAUGCACACUAAGGUUUAAUAAGAAAAUAUGAAAUGUAUGUAUGCAGAAGAUGCUUCAGAGAAUAAGCAGCUCAUAUUGGAUUUGUUAAGUACAGAUGAGAUUGCUUUUUUUUUAGCAAAAAUUUAUCAAAAAAAAUAUAAAUAGAAUAUUUAUAAAUAUAUUUUUAUAUGCAUAUAAAGUAAAUAUUAUUGUUUUUUAAAAAUAUUUAUAUUUAAACAUAAUAUAUUAAUAAUUCAUUUU